Ostrinia furnacalis (Asian corn borer) is the source of this 5187-nucleotide messenger RNA. It is a transcript of the gene fry, whose product is annotated as microtubule binding protein furry. The transcript has 32 exons. Gene Ontology annotation, cellular component: site of polarized growth; cell cortex. Bases 262 to 5187 code for a protein of 1641 amino acids. The record is from RefSeq and is a predicted model, not a curated record. Gene Ontology annotation, biological process: cell morphogenesis; neuron projection development. NCBI's taxonomy places the organism in Eukaryota, Metazoa, Arthropoda, Insecta, Lepidoptera, Crambidae.
CUGUCUGAGUGAUUGUGAAUUUAGCUCAUCAUUUCAAUUUGUUUUCGUACAGUUAUUCAUUCAAUAUAAGUUAAUUUAUCACAUUAUUUCCUGCUGCAGCAAGUGUUUUAAAUGAUGGCCUUUGUGUCAUCUGUUUUAACCUAUUCUAUCGAAGAUUUUAAGUGCUAAAGGAAUAAUAUCUGCACAGAAGACUAUCAUGUAACUCCCAAAAAGGAAAAUAAAGUUAACAACAGCUAAAGGAGUGUUUACUGAGUGCAAAUCAUGAACUCUGAGGAAACUGAUUCAUUAAACACGCUUCCGUCGGAUGGACACCCUGAAGAGAUGUCAGCUUCAGGCACAGACGAUGCUCCAUCAUCAAUGGUGUCAAGUGAGGCCGAGUCGGAAGGCAGCGUCCUCUCAGAAGUGCCUCGGCAUGAAUAUAUGGAGUCACAAAGCAGCCACAUUGACAGAUCUUUCAACGACAGCCACAUCCUUCAAGACAAACUGAGUUCUAUCACAAGUGACUGGAGAACUAACAGCAACAUCUCAUCAUUUACUUCCACUCGGGGGUCGAUGCUCCCAUGGGGCCCGCACAAAGGCCCCGUGAUGGCGCCCCCCGAUGCGGACAUGCGUCCCGGGGAGUUUGUCAUGAGGCUGCUGUUCACCGAGUUCACAGUCCAGGCUGAACGGAAGAUGGAAGUUGUUAUGGCUGAACCACUGGAGAAACCGCUGAACAAGACCCUACAGCGCGGCGAAGACCCGCAGCUGGAUCAGAUUCUGUGCGCGUUCGGCACGCUGGCCGAGCACUGCCUGCCCUCGUUGCUUCGCGCGCUGUUCGGCUGGCUGGAGCGCCAGAUGGCCGACUCACCGCAGCUUAGCGAGCAGGCCAAGAAGCCGCAUCAGGACCUGAGGAACAAGAGCAUAAUCUACAUAGUGUCGGGAAGCGGAGCCGGCACGGAGGCGGUGGAGCGCUCCUGCGAGGAGCUGCAGGCGGAGCGGCGCGACCUGGCCGUGGAGUUCCUGUUCUGCCUGGCGCUCAUCGAGGUGCUCAAGCAACUGCCCUUCCACCCCGGCCACGAGGACCUGGUGAACUACAUCGAGAACGUCGCCUUCAAGCGGUUCAAUUACAAGGAGGGGCUGCAGUCCAACCCGAACGCCGCCAACGUGCACAUCAUCGCCGACCUCUACGCGGAGGUCAUCGGCGUGCUGGCGCAGUCGCGCUUCGCCUCCGUCAAGAAGCGCUUCACCGCCGAGCUCAAGGAGUUGAAAAGCCGCGAGCCAUCUCCACACACGACUCAGAGCAUAAUCUCGCUGCUGAUGGGCAUGAAGUUCUUCCGCGUGAAGAUGGUGCCCAUCGAGGAGUUCGAGGCGUCGUUUCAGUUCCUGCAGGAGUGCGCACAGUACUUCCUCGAGGCCAAGGACAAAGACAUCCGACAUGCACUCGCCGGGCUCUUCGUGGAGAUACUCGUGCCUGUCGCAGCGACGGUAAAGAACGAGGUGAACGUGCCGUGCCUGAAGAACUUCGUGGAGAUGCUGUACAGCCACACGCUGGACGCGUCCACCAAGUCCAAGCACCGGCUGGCGCUGUUCCCGCUUGUCACGUACUUGCUGUGCGUCUCGCAGAAGCAGUUCUUCCUCGCCAACUGGCACUGCUUCCUCGCCAUGUGCCUGUCGCAUCUGAAGAAUAGGGACCCCAAGAUGUGCCGCGUGGCGCUUGAAUCGCUCUACCGCCUGCUCUGGGUAUACAUGAUCCGCAUCAAGUGCGAGAGCAACUCGGCCACGCAGUCGCGCCUGCAAAGCAUCGUCAACUCGCUGUUCCCCAAGGGUUCCAAGGGCGUGGUCCCUCGCGACACGCCCCUCAACAUCUUCGUCAAGAUCAUCCAGUUCAUCGCCCAGGAGAGGCUGGACUUCGCCAUGAGAGAGAUCGUAUUUGAUCUGCUCAUGGUCGGGAGACAGAUCAAGAUCAUACUGACUCCGGAGAGGAUGUCAAUAGGGCUGCGAGCGUUUCUUGUUGUGGCGGACAGCUUGCAGCAGAAGGAAGGGGAACCGCCCAUGCCUAGGACGUCAGGCACGCUGCCGUCCGGCAACACGCUGCGCGUCAAGAAGACCUUCCUGAACAAGAUGCUCACAGACGAGACGGCGCGUUCCAUCGGCAUGAGCGCGUAUUUCCCGUACGUGCGGCGCGUGCUCGUCGAAAUCUUGCGCGCGCUGGACGCUCACUAUGGCCGCCCACUUAUGCUGACCAACACGCAGAACGUCACCAAGGAGCAGGAGAUCAAUACGGGCGAGAGGAAGCCAAGGAUCGACCUGUUCAGGACCUGCGUCGCCGCUAUACCGAGGUUGAUCCCGGAAGGCAUGAGCUCCAGCGAGCUGGUGGACCUGCUGUGCCGGCUGACGGUGCACAUGGACGAAGAGCUUCGCGGCCUGUCGUUCCAGAGCCUGCAGACGCUCAUCGUGGACUUCCCCGAGUGGCGCCAGGACGUGCUGGCGGGCUUCACGCAGUUCCUGGCCAAGGAGGUGCAGGACACAUCGCCCCAACUGGUGGAGAAUGGCCUUCGCAUGCUCUUGCAGCUGAUCACGAGCUGGAAGAACGGCGAGCCCGCCGCCGCCGCUCCCGGCAAGCUGGAGCCUUUGGCGUCAGUGGUGCGCGGCGCCGAAGCCCUGGGACUCGUUAUGCUGUGCCAGUGCAAGGCCUACCCGCGUCGGUUGGCUGUUCACAUCCUCAAGGAAACAAAGUGUCUGCUCGAGAAGCUUCAGUUGACGCGCGAGGAGCCGGCGCUGAUCGACGCGGCGGACGAGCACGUGCCGCACUUCGCGGAGCGGUGCCUGCCGCUGCUGCCGCCGGCAGAGAAGCAGGCCAUCCUCGCCGCCGGCAUGCCUGACCUGGUCUGGGUGGCUGAGAGGAACCACGCCGUGUGGACUGCCGGUACACAACAUGACGAAACAUCCACGAAAAACAGCUGGAGCGGCAGUUCAUCCAAUGGUGCUGACCCAUGGAAGGUGGUGCUGUUCGGGCUACUCGAGAGAAACCGCGUGCCGGCGCGCUGUCCCGCCACCAUCCAGCAGGCCUGGCCCAUGUUGCAUGCGCGCACGCACGCUCUAUACACCAUUAUCGAACCUGCACCGGUGAAUGACAACCGCGCUUCAUUACUGUCACGUGGCCCCGCGUUGCCGAGGAAACCUGAGAAGGAAAAAGACGGCUACAUGCAGGUGUGGAAGUAUUACAUGACAAUGGCAUACCUGGUGGUGCCGGCGGUGCCGAGCCCCGUGAUCCGCUGCGCCAGCCCUGACCUGAGCCUCAGUAACACUGAGGAGUCGUGGCUAGGCGCGCUGAGCUCGUCGAGCGAGAGCCUCAAUGCGCCGGGCGGCUUCUUCACGUUGCCGCUGAGCGUGGCGCGCGCGCACAGACACCACAAGCGGACGAGCUCGUCGCCGGACUCGCUGAGCGAGCGCAGCGGCGGCGAGGCGCGCGGCGCGGCGGCGGCGCCGGGCUCGCUGCACAAGCUGUGCGUGCCGCUGGCGCGCUGCGAAGUGCCCGAGGUGCGCGACGCCGCCGUCGCCGCCUGCGGGAAUAUCAACCCCGACGCGCUCAAGGAUUUGAUGGAAGAGCUGGUCCCGUUACUGCGCGAAGCCGUGGAUCGCAAACAGGAGAACAUGCGCCGGCGCCGGCGGCGUGACGCGCUGCGGCUGCACCUCAACAAGAUGCUGCUGCUCAUCGCGCAGAAGAAGACCUUCGCUACCAGCCCGUUCGCGCUCGAAGGCGGCAGCCUGCACCCGACCCUCACUGAGUACCUGGACGGAGUGCGGCAAUGCUUGGAGGUGGAGGCCGAGAAAGACGCCCCGGCCGCCAGGGAGCAACGACUCACCUUCGCCGACUUCGUCACAGAACUCAUCAAGAGCUUCCCUCUGGAGAUGUACGGGUCGCUGAUGAAGAAGGAGCUUCUCCGCAGCCUGUUCAGCCUGUUCUCGGGCUGGUGCGGGCCGUCGGCGCGGCACCUCGGCUCGCUCGUGCCUCCGCCGCCGCCGCCGCCGCCACAGGACGCCGACGAGCGCCUACAUCUGGCGGCGUUACGGGCCAUGAGCGCGCUGGUGUGCUGCGGGCCCUGCUUCGCGCCGUCUGCGCUGGCCGAGGAUGGCUCGCUGUAUCCCUGGCUCAGCGAGAUGUUGUCCUCCACCAACGACAAGAUAUACGAGCUGGCCCGGCAGACCAUAGUGCUCCUCUUGGACUGCAACCCCGACAUCGGCCCAUUGCUGGACUGGACUGUGGACAAGUGCUUCACGGGACCCCCACGCGUGGCCGACGGCUGCUUCAUGGCGCUGGCCACCAUAUUCAGUGCGAGGGAGUACCCGUGCGACCACUACACGGCGAUCAUCAACGUGACGCUCAUGUGCACGGGCUGCCCGCGUGCGCCGGUGCACGAGAGCGCGCUGCAGCUGCUGCAGCUGCUGGACAAGCGCUUCUUCGGCUCCGUGGGCCCGCUGCCAGCCGACGACGACGCCGGUUCGGAGAAGGAGCGCGGCACGCUGGACGCUCUGCUGUGCACCACCUACUGCCGCUCGCAGCUGUACCUGUCCCGCCAGCUGUCACAGCUGCAUCCCGAGCUCACCAUGCCCAUGUUCUCAGAAAUAACGGCGCGCUUCCAGACGGCCCGCACCGAGGUGCGCCAGCUGCUGCUGCAGUACCUGCUGCCGUGGCUCGUCAACAUCGAGCUGGUGGACCCCAACGUGCCCCCCGCCAACCCGCUCUCCUACAUCGAGUACUACGCGGAAGCGGGGCGCGGGGGCCGGCGGGAGGGGCUGGGCUCCGCGGAGGCCACCGAGAUGGUGCUCAACAACCUGUUCUACAUCACCGCCAAGUUCUCGGACAACCACCCCAAGGAGAUCGAGGAGCUGUGGUCGACGCUGUGCGCGUGCUGGCCCAACAACCUCAAGGUCAUCAUCCGGUACCUCAUCAUCGUCUCCGGCAUGGCCCCCAACGAGUUGCUGCCUUACGCCAAGCGCGUGGUGCUGUACCUAGCGCGGUCCCGGCCUGAGAGGCUGCUGGACGAGAUGAUGACGGAGCUGCAGACGGUGGAGACGCUCAACUGCCUCAUCGAGCGCACCGAGACGCCGCCCUUCUACCGCCUCACCUCCAUGCGGAAGGCCACCUCCGGCCACAGCGACGGGCCCGGCACUGGAUCUCAGGUACGUUACCUCACUAAUAACUGA